This is a messenger RNA of Alligator mississippiensis (American alligator), 8204 nucleotides long. It is a transcript of the gene KIF13A, whose product is annotated as kinesin family member 13A. Gene Ontology annotation, cellular component: adherens junction. The record is from RefSeq and is a predicted model, not a curated record. Lineage: Eukaryota; Metazoa; Chordata; Crocodylia; Alligatoridae. Gene Ontology annotation, molecular function: microtubule binding; cell adhesion molecule binding; ATP binding. The transcript is spliced from 40 exons. Gene Ontology annotation, biological process: regulation of protein localization; microtubule-based movement. The coding region runs from base 330 to 6332 and encodes 2000 amino acids.
CCGCGGCCCCGCCCCGGCCCUCGCUCGGUUCCCGAAGACACUCGGCUCUCUCCGGAGGCGUCCGUACCCCGUCUUCCCCCCCCCCGCCCCAGUCCAGUCUUCCAGGGCUGAGGUUUGGGCGCGGGGCCGGCGCGGCCGCAAGAUGGCGGCGGGUGCCGCUGAGCAGGCGAGGCGGGGGCCGGGCGCGGCCUGAGGGCGAGGGGAGGAGGCGGGGGCGGCCGGGGCUGCCCCAUCACUGGCGCCGUUUCGCCCAGCCACCCGGCAUGGCCCGGCAGCCCCGGCCGCUGAGGCGCUGACCGUCCUCCUCGCCGCCGCCCACCCGCCUGGCCAUGGCGGACACCAAGGUGAAGGUGGCCGUCAGGGUCCGGCCCAUGAACCGCCGAGAGCUGGACUUGAAUACCAAGUGUAUUGUGGAGAUGGAAGGGAAUCAGACUGUGCUGCACCCUCCGCCUUCCAACACCAAACAGGGAGAAAACAGAAAACCACCUAAGGUGUUUGCCUUUGAUUACUGCUUCUGGUCCAUGGAUGAAUCAAACACCACAAAAUAUGCAGGUCAAGAAGUGGUGUUCAAGUGCCUUGGAGAAGGAAUUCUUGAAAAGGCCUUUCAGGGAUAUAAUGCUUGUAUUUUUGCCUAUGGACAGACAGGUUCAGGAAAAUCCUUCUCAAUGAUGGGGAAUGCGGAGCAGCUGGGCCUGAUCCCACGGCUCUGCUGUGCUUUAUUUCAGAGAAUCUCUAGAGAAGAAAACGAGUCUCAUACCUUUAAAGUUGAAGUAUCCUAUAUGGAAAUCUAUAAUGAGAAGGUCAGAGAUCUGUUAGACCCCAAAGGGAGUCGGCAGUCCCUUAAGGUUCGAGAGCACAAAGUCUUGGGGCCAUAUGUAGAUGGCUUGUCUCAGCUGGCUGUUACUAGCUUUGAGGAUAUUGAGUCUCUGAUGUCAGAAGGAAACAAAUCUCGAACAGUUGCUGCAACCAACAUGAAUGAGGAAAGCAGCCGUUCUCAUGCUGUAUUCAAUAUUAUAGUAACUCAGACACUUUAUGACCUGCAGUCUGGUAAUUCUGGAGAGAAGGUCAGCAAAGUCAGUUUGGUGGAUUUGGCUGGGAGUGAAAGAGUGUCCAAAACAGGAGCUGCGGGAGAACGUUUGAAGGAAGGCAGCAACAUAAAUAAGUCACUGUCAACACUGGGAUUGGUUAUAUCAUCGCUUGCUGACCAAGCAGCAGGAAAGGGAAAAAACAAGUUUGUGCCUUAUAGAGACUCUGUGCUUACUUGGCUUCUCAAGGAUAACUUGGGAGGAAACAGCCAAACUGCUAUGAUAGCCACGAUUAGUCCAGCAGCAGACAAUUAUGAAGAAACUCUCUCCACACUGCGAUAUGCAGACAGAGCCAAAAGGAUAGUCAAUCACGCUGUGGUCAAUGAAGAUCCAAACGCAAGGGUCAUCCGUGAGUUACGUGAAGAAGUGGAAAAACUGAAGGAGCAGCUCUCACAAGCUGAGGCUAUGAAGGCACCGGAGCUAAAGGAAAAAUUGGAAGAAUCUGAAAAACUGAUAAGAGAAUUAACAGUCACCUGGGAGGAAAAGCUAAGGAAAACAGAAGAAAUUGCACAGGAGAGGCAAAAGCAGCUAGAGAGCAUGGGAAUUUCCUUAGAAUCCUCUGGUAUCAAGGUUGGGGAUGACAAAUGUUACCUGGUGAAUCUGAAUGCAGACCCUGCCCUCAAUGAACUUUUGGUUUAUUAUUUAAAGGAUCAUACACGGGUUGGUGCAGAUACCUCUCAGGAUAUACAGCUCUUUGGCAUAGGAAUCCAGCCAGAGCACUGUGAGAUUGACAUUGCAUCAGAUGGGGAAGUUACCCUCACACCAAAAGAAAAUGCAAGAUCCUGUGUGAAUGGUGCACUGGUAUGUUCUGUCACACAGUUGUGGCACGGAGAUAGAAUACUGUGGGGAAACAACCACUUUUUUAGAAUCAACCUGCCGAAGAGAAAGCGACGAGAUUGGCUGAAAGAUUUUGAAAAAGAAACUGUAUUAGCAGAACAUGAUCUAGAUGCAGCCAGUGAGGCUUCUUCAGAACCAGAUUACAACUAUGAAUUUGCACAAAUGGAGGUUAUAAUGAAAACACUGAAUAGUAAUGACCCGGUUCAAAAUGUGGUCCAGGUACUGGAAAAACAGUACCUGGAAGAGAAGCGGAGCGCUCUUGAGGAGCAGCGGAUGAUGUAUGAGCGUGAACUAGAGCAGCUGCGACAACAGCUCUCUCCAGAAAGGCAACACCAGCAUGGCAGUGACCAGCUCUCAUACACAGCUCAGUCUGUACAGCAGAAAGUAAACCUCUGGACAGAAGAGAGGGAUGAAUUGUUCCGACAGAGCCUGGCUAAACUUCGAGAGCAGAUAGUAAAGGCCAAUACACUGGUGAGAGAGGCAAACUUCUUAGCAGAAGAAAUGAGCAAGCUAACUGAUUAUCAAGUGACACUUCAGAUCCCAGCUGCAAACCUCAGUGCCAACAGAAAGAGGGGGGCAAUAGUAAGUGAGCCUGCUAUUCAAGUGAGAAGAAAAGGAAAAGGCACUCAGGUGUGGACUAUUGAAAAACUAGAGAACAAAUUGAUUGACAUGAGAGACCUGUAUCAGGACUGGAAGGAGAGAGUUCCAGAGAUAAGGAAGCUCAUUGGUAAAAGAGGUGACCCUUUCUAUGAAGCACAAGAAAAUCACAACCUAAUUGGAGUAGCAAAUGUCUUUUUGGAGUGCCUUUUCUAUGAUGUUAAACUUCAGUAUGCUGUGCCAAUCAUCAGCCAACAGGGCGAGGUUGCAGGGCGAUUACACGUAGAAGUGAUGCGAGUCACUGGUGUUGUCCCAGAGCGGGUGGUAGAAGGAGAUGACUCUUCUGAGAACUCCAGCGAAAGUGGAAGCCUGGAAAUCAUGGAUAACAAUGGAGAUAUUAUUUGCAGGGCAAAAAAACUCACCUGCCGGGUAAAAAUAAAAGAAGCAACUGGGCUGCCACCAAACCUCUCUAAUUUUGUCUUCUGUCAAUACACAUUCUGGGAUCAAUGUGAAUCAAUGGUAGCAGCACCAGUGGUGGAUCCAGAGGUGCCAUCACCUCAGACCAAGGAUGCUCAAUUUACAGUGACCUUCUCUCACUACAGGGAUUAUGUGGUGAAUGUUACAGAGGAAUUUCUGGAGUUCAUUUCAGAAGGAGCUCUUGCUAUUGAGGUGUGGGGACACAGGUGUUCUGGUAAUGGCAACUCUAUUUGGGAGGUUGAUUCUCUUCAUGCUAAAACAAGGACACUGAGAGACAGGUGGAAUGAAGUAACUCGCAGAAUAGAAAUGUGGAUUUCCAUUCAAGAAUUGAAUGAGAUGGGGGAAUAUACUGCAGUUGAACUCCAUCAGGCAAAGGACGUAAACACUGGAGGAGUUUUCCAGCUUAGGCAGGGCCAUUCUCGUAGAGUUCAGGUGACAGUGAAGCCUGUACAGCACUCAGGAACACUGCCUCUCAUGGUGGAAGCUAUUCUUUCUGUCUCGAUAGGCUGUGUGACUGCCAGAUCAACCAAACUACAAAGGGGUUUGGACAGCUAUCAGAAAGAUGAUGAUGAUGAUGGUGAUAUGGAUAGUUAUCAGGAGGAAGAUUUAAACUGCGUGCGAGAAAGAUGGUCUGAUGCACUUAUAAAACGCAGAGAAUACUUAGAUGAACAGAUUCAGAAGAUCAGCAAUAAGCAAGAGAAAACAGAGGAUGAUCUGGAACGGGAAGCACGGCUAGUAGAACAGUGGGUAGGACUGACUGAAGAAAGGAAUGCAGUGUUUGUCCCAGCACCAGACAGUGGCAUUCCUGGUGCUCCUGCAAACUGGAUUGCACCUCCAGGAAUGGAAACUCACAUACCUGUCCUUUUUCUUGAUUUGAAUGCUGAUGACCUCACUGCCAAUGAACAGCUAAUAGGUCCUCAUGCAUCAGGAGUGAACUCAAUACUACCAAAGGAGCAUGGGAGUCAGUUCUUCUACUUACCCAUCAUAAAGCACAGUGAUGAUGAGGUUUCAGCCACUGCUGCGUGGGACCCCUCCGUUCAUGAUUCAGUGCAUUUGAACAGGGUAACCCCACAAAACGAGAGGAUUUACUUAAUCGUGAAGAUCACCGUGCAACUCAGUCACCCUGCUGCAAUGGAACUGGUGUUACGUAAAAGGAUUGCAGCCAAUAUUUACAACAAGCAGAGUUUUACCCAGAGUUUGAAAAGGAGAAUAUCCUUGAAAAACAUAUUUUAUUCCUGUGGUGUGACCUAUGAAAUAGUAUCCAAUAUACCAAAGGCUACAGAGGAAAUUGAAGAUCGUGAGACCCUGGCUCUGAUGGCUGCAAGAAGCGAGAAUGAGGGUGCAUCUGAUGGUGAAACUUACAUUGAGAAAUAUACGCGGGGAGUGUUGCAAGUGGAGAACAUUCUGAGCCUGGAACGACUAAGACAGGCAGUCACAGUCAAAGAAGCACUCUCCACCAAGGCAAGGCAUAUGCGGAGGAGUAUCAGCACACCAAAUGUCCACAAUGUAUCCUCUAGCCGAUUAGAUCUUUCUGGCUGCGAUGAAGAUGAAAAGGGUUGGUCUGAAAGCCACCUGGAUGCGUCGGACUGUGCUUCUAGUUAUCAAGAUAUAUCAUGUUACGGUACUUUACCCAGGGAUUCCCCUCGCAGAAGUAAAGAUGGUAGUGGUUGCAUAUCAGAGAAUCCACACGCCUUAAUGGCCAGCCCAUUUAAAGCAUUUUCUCCUCAGCCACCAAAAUUUUUCAAACCCUUAAUGCCUGUAAAAGAAGAGCAUAAAAAAAAGACCCCCCUUGAAAGCCGCCCUCUGCUUAGCCAAGAGAGUAUGCCCUCAUCUCAGGUACAUAACGCUGGCUGUGUUGUGCCUUCAGGAAGUAAAGCCAGCAGCAUGUCAAUAGAAAACAAUAGCAUACAUGAAGAGAAGAUUGACUCUGAGGAAGAGGAUAAUGAGUUGGAGGCCAUUAACAAGAAGCUGAUAAGUUCACAGGGUAUUCAGAAUUUUCAGCCUUACGUACCUGAGGAGUUUGCUGACUUCAGUAUUUACAAUGCCAGCCUAGAGAACAGGGAAUGGUUUUCCUCUAAAACAGACUUCAUAAGUUCACGUGUUCAUGAGAAAGAGGUGUCACGCAGUCCCACCACUAGCAGUAUCACUAGUGGAUACUUUUCCCACAGUGCCUCUAAUGCUACUUUGUCUGACAUACUUGUUCCUGGUAGUGAUAGCACAGAUCAGCUAGCCAGUCAGAUGAAGGAUCUAGACUCUACUGACCAUUCAGGACCACCUCUUGCACAUGAUGUAAGAUCUUUGAACAAGCAGUUUCCAGAGUCAGAACAGGAGUUAGCUAAAGAAAAGGUACCCAUGUCACCACUAAAAGAAAACAGUGCCUUAACAGAAGAAAUACCACUGUCCCUAGAUACUACUACCAAAAACUCUGAGAAAUUACAUAGGGCUGACUCCUGUUCACCAUUAGAUUCCUCAGCUAGCAAAAACAUCCAACCUACAGUUGAGUUUUCAUCACGUGAAGUAACAAUUGAACGUACUACAGAUGUUCUCGAAGAUCACUCGUUUACAGAAUUCAUGGGUGUUGAAGAUGGAAAGGACUUUGACCAUUUGGUAAUUCCACAGCCAUGUUCCACUGAUUCCUCUAAUGGAGUGGAAAAAAGUACAACUACUGGGCUGGACAGUGCCUCUGAUUUAUCGCAAAACACUGACACUCAGCAGGUCUCUCACUUGGGCCAGCUGGAAUGUAUGGCAGUAGAUUACCAGCCUUCAAACACUACUGAAAACCCUUCAUGUUCUGUACUAGUAGAAGAGACUACAUGCUGUCAGACAUACCCUGAUUCUUCCCUGGAUGAUUUUAUUGGAAAGAACCAUUUAGAUGUUUCUGACUAUGAAGAUGGUGCAUCUGCAGAACAAGUCCAUACCUUGCCUAGCUGGGUGGCAGUGGGAGAACAAGUGUGUGUUGGAAGUAAUAAGACUGGCACAGUGAGAUACAUUGGACCAGUGGAUUUUUCAGCUGGAAUCUGGGUUGGAGUUGAGCUAAGCAUUCAAUUGGGUAAACAUGAUGGAACUGUAAAAGGUAGAGAAUACUUCCAUUGCAAGCCCCGGCAUGGUGUAUUUGUUCGUCCUGGGCGCCUCAGUAAAACACCAGCUUCAACAAAGAGAUGUAGUAGCACUUCACGAUCUCAGGCACCCUCCAAUGCAGGGAAACGAAAAGGUUCUGUACUUCCAGGGCCAUCAUCCUCUUCUAAAACAGGAGAAGCAGUCCUCUGUCAGUCAGGAGAUGUGGCAGCCUCUGCUUUUUCUAGGAAACAGGAGAACAGGAAGUCUUGGAUUAAUUAAACUGCAGUAUUUUUGCACUUAGUACACACACCACUGUGUGGAAACCUUUAUGGAUUUUAAAAGUUUAAUGUACAGUUUUAAUCUGUCCAUACCGAAUGUGUAUUCUGUAGAGUUAUAGACUUAAUUCUCUAAUUUUUUAUAAAUAAUAUAUACAUAUAUAUAUUAUAUAUAUAUGAAUGUGUAUCUAGAGUUUGUCUGCCAGUAGGCAGAUACGGCUGCACACUAAAAUACAGUUAAAGCUGAUUUGUAGAUAAUCGUGAGGUACUGGACUAUUUGAUACACAACAACUUGGGAGAUAUAUUUUAAACAAACAAACAAUAUUUUAUUGUGGAAAAAUGGGAUGCAAGUCCUUAUUUGAAAAAAAGCUACAGUAUGCUGUUCUUAAUUACCAAAGAACUUGUAUUAGACUGACACAUUUGCUGUUUAUAUCUUUUUAUUGUAAAUGUUUUAACUAUAGCUUGGUGCCAUGUUACUUCUAGUCACUGGGCACCAUGCUGCCUUAUGUCCUGUGUUUAAGCACACUGAAAUAUCUGACUGCUUCAUUUUUUGUCUUCCUAGAGGCCUGCCACUGUGCUGACUUGGUAUUCUAUUGAAAACACCAACAAUGCCUAAGACUGUGUCUGGCAUUUCCUAAAUGAUCACAAGCCAGCCAGGCAGUUUGACUGCAGAAACAGUAUUACUGUAAGGAUGUGAGAGGACAACAUUUUUUUAAAUGGCUUUUUGGGAAGUGGGUAAACAAAGCAGCGUAAAUGGAUCGUGACUGCCAACUUUGCACUGUUAUUUGCUGGGUUAUGAUCAAGCUAAUGGAACAUUCUAAUUUUAAUCUGUAAAGUUUAUUUUGAUUAUGGAAAUGAUAGAGGGGUUUAUGUAUGCUGCUUGUGGGUUCUUGAGAGAGAGAUUCCACAUGUAGAUACUGUAGAUGCUUGUACAAACAUCUGAAUAUUUUGUAAAGUAACAAAUGGUAAACAUGAAUGAAAUGAAUGGCCUGCUGUAUCUGUUUUUCUUUAUUUCUUAGCAAGUGAAUGAGUGAGAUACCUGGGACCUUACUGAAAAGCUGCUGUUCUUCCUUUGAUUUAUGUAUAGUAAGCUGACUCUAGUAUUUUACUUUUUACUGUAAAGAACUGUAAUUUAUAUUCUGCCAUACUGUAUUUAAUUGGUACAGAACUUUUGUGUGUUAGAAUACAGACCGUUUACUUUGGAUUUAAAAAAAAGAUUGUUGUUCUUGUAUUUGACAUCACCUCUGUACUUUCUGUACUUAUGGCUUCAUUAUCAACUAGUAGGUUAAGUGACUCUGCUGGUUAACGGUUUUGGUGCUUCAAUGGGAUUUACCGUGUAAACAUCCUAAUACGUAUCCAUGGCCUUUUAGGAAUGGACAGGUGGACAGUAUUACUCACUGAUACCACUGACUGUCUUAUUUAGUACAAGGUUUCACUGACAGCAUACAAUGUAUCUGGCUGUCCCCAAAUGUAUUAUUUGUUGUUUUUUGUGGGGGGAAAGAACUUAUGUAUAGCAGCAAUUCACAUUUUCAGUGUCCAUCCAGAACUGACAGAGCUGCAUCAAUUGUAUCAUUACUGGAGGAAAUUAUUAUAAUGGUAACUGAAGAAUUUCUUUAUGCACAAAUAUUUUAUCAAAGACAAUAAAUUAUCCUAGAACACAUCUAAAUGUUUCUAACAAAAACAAUAUGUUAAAUUACUUUGGGAUAUAACUUAACAUAAAAGUUGAAAGGGAAUUUUAAAAAGCUACAGGACUUGUCCCAGACAUUGUGAACCGGAGUAUGUUGAAUCACUUGAAAGCUAAUGUGGACAGUAUCUUGUUCUGACAAAGAUGCAAUGUUAUACUGGAUUCUGAUUAAACAUACAGGCUUGCUUUUAA